AUGAUUGUUGAGAACGUUGUUGGAGAACAGAUUGUGAAGCCUACGGAUACUUUGUUACCUUACCAUGCCCGACCAGAGUGGGCACAGAGAGUUAAAAAGGAAAGCGCUCAACUCAUAAAACAUUUCCACUUGGACCAACUGGAGCAGAUAUCGCAUAGCUCAGGUCGGAAGAGAGCAGGUGAUGGCACAUCGCAAGGCGGACGAGCGAAGGUGACGAAGCCUGAUGCGUCCCAAGUUGAUGCUCGUGAAUUGGCUGAAAAAGGGGAGCUGGACAGCCUUACAGUAGCUCAAUUGCGUGCAGUGAUUGAAGAGCAUCUCGCAUGUACAGUGAAAAGUGGCACAAGGAAAGCCGAACUGGUGUCAAUGCUUAAGAAACAUUUCCGUGUUUAG
Molecule: messenger RNA, 390 nt
Organism: Ostertagia ostertagi
Lineage: Eukaryota; Metazoa; Nematoda; Chromadorea; Rhabditida; Trichostrongylidae
Source: the annotation of a GenBank genome assembly